AUUCCUUCUCUCUUUUUCUAUUCUUACUUUCUUAUAAUCAUCCAUUUUUUAAAAGAAUGCGCUGGAUCGCCUUUGUCGUAGCAUCGAUACUACUUUCAUUAAUAUUAUCGGGAUCGACGAGAAGCGUAGUAGACGCCCAACAACAACCAGUAGUACAGUCGAACCAAAUAAUAGCAAACUCACCAAACGCCGCUCCUACAGCUGCUGCGGGCAUCAACACAGCAUCCUCAGAAGAAGCAGCGGUUAUUGACGACGGCGUAAACAAUUCUGCACCUACAUCUGCAGACAUUGCAGCAGCGGAUGAUGAUGAAGGCAGCAGCCACUCUUUAGCUGUCGGUCUGCCGAUCGGAACAUGGUCAAUUCUUCAAUUGAACGAAAGCAGCCGAGCUGCAGCAUGUAAACAACAAACGGACUUUUGCGCAGUAAUGAUAUUUACCAGUUUCUCUUUGUUUUUCUUGAGUGUGAUGCGUAUGCAUGUCAUGAUUGUGGUGUGUCAAAAACCUUAAAAAUUAUUUUUACCCCAAUAUUAAUCAUGUGGAUUUUAUUUAUAAUUAGAACGAAUGUGGGGGCGCAGACUUGACAUCGUUAAAUUUUUGUAACCAAACAACCAUGGCUUGGGGCUGCAAUUGUCGGGUAAUAGGGAAAAAACGGUACAGAUAAAGUGUGAGACCAGAAAAAAACGUGGAUGCUAAUAUCAUCCCUUUUCUAUUUCUUCAAUCAGAACAAGGUCCCAGACUGUCCUC
This is a messenger RNA of Zychaea mexicana, 743 nucleotides long. RefSeq lists its product as uncharacterized. The record is from RefSeq and is a predicted model, not a curated record. The transcript is spliced from 3 exons. NCBI's taxonomy places the organism in Eukaryota, Fungi, Mucoromycota, Mucoromycetes, Mucorales, Lichtheimiaceae. Bases 57 to 506 code for a protein of 149 amino acids.